AGGAGGCCAUGUUGUUGUAGUUCGGUGGAUCUGGACCGUCAUAUCCCUCCGUUACUGUAUGUCUGUGCGAUCAUCACCCCCCUCCCGUUUUUGACAUCGGGGACACGUAAAUAAACCGGAGGGCGCAAACGGUGACUCGCACAAUGAAUUUAAGCCUGGAUCUGUCGCGCAGAAACCCUCAGGAGGACUUUGAGCUGAUUCAGAGGAUCGGGAGCGGAACCUAUGGGGAUGUGUACAAGGCUCGUAAUGUCAACACUGGAGAACUGGCUGCUAUCAAAGUCAUCAAACUAGAGCCAGGAGAGGAUUUUGACGUUGUGCAGCAGGAGAUUAUUAUGAUGAAAGAUUGUAAACACUCAAACAUUGUUGCGUAUUUUGGCAGUUACCUCAGGAGAGAUAAAUUAUGGAUCAGCAUGGAAUACUGUGGUGGAGGCUCUCUCCAGGAUAUUUACCAUGUUACCGGGCCGUUGUCAGAAUCCCAGAUUGCGUAUGUAUGUCGAGAGACCCUGCAGGGUGUUUACUAUCUCCAUAACAAAGGCAAGAUCCACAGAGAUAUAAAGGGCGCAAAUAUACUGUUGACAGACAAUGGCUACGUUAAGCUAGCUGAUUUUGGAGUUUCUGCACAGAUAUCAGCCACUUUAGCCAAACGAAAAUCCUUCAUUGGAACUCCAUAUUGGAUGGCACCUGAGGUGGCAGCAGUUGAGAGGAAAGGUGGCUACAAUCAGCUGUGUGAUAUUUGGGCCGUAGGCAUCACAGCUAUUGAGCUGGCAGAGUUGGAGCCGCCAAUGUUCGACUUGCACCCCAUGAGAGCACUCUUCCUAAUGACCAAGAGCAGUUUCCAACCACCUAAGCUGAAAGACAAAGUAAAGUGGACAAAUAAUUUCCACCACUUUGUGAAAAUGGCUUUGACCAAAAAUCCCAAGAAGAGACCAACAGCUGACAGAUUACUGCAGCACCCUUUCGUUACCCAACCACUUAGCCGGACUCUUGCAAUUGAGCUGCUGGACAAAGCCAAUAACCCUGACCACAGCACACACAGUGAUGCAGAGGAGGAUGACAUUGACCCAGAGUCUCCCGUGUCUGUUCCACAUCGAAUCCGCUCAACUAGCAGGAGCUCACGAGAUGGAAAGACUCUGUCUGAGAUUAACUUUGAUAAGGUGAAGUUCGACCCACCUCUGAGAAAAGAAACCGAACCGCAUCAUGAGAUGGAUCUUCCAUUAGAGCCCCAAAGCAUUCUUGGAAAUAACAAGAGUCUAUUAAAAUCUGUUGCUGAGGAGCUCAAUCAAAGGGGUCAUGUGACACAUUUAGAGGAUGAGGAGGAGGAUGAAGGUGAUGAUUUGCACACCAACUCCACUUCAACCAUGAGGCCUAAAGUACCACCUCCUCUGCCACCCAAGCCGAAGCUUCUGUCUCCCGGUCAGAACAGUUCCGCCUCAGAGGACAGUACCGGAGAAGGAACCAUUAAACGUUCCCCAUCUUCUGCAAGCUCCACCCCUCCUGCUCGGCCCGCUUCCUGUGUGCCCCCCAGACCGCCACCUCCUCGCCUGCCUCCACACAGGCGUAGUAGUCUAGGUAACAAACCAUCUGAGCAUGAUCACACAGAGCCAGCAGGGGAUGAUGGGAUUUAUAGGUUCUGGGAAUGGCUUCAUGCUGAACAACAGGAAGAACAAAGUAAUGGAGUUUCUGUCCAAGAGAAUGGAGAGAAAGAAAAACUGGCCUCCCUUCCCUCAUGCAAUCUAAAGCUUCCACUCAGUAAUGGCCUCCCACCGACUCCUAAAGUGCAUAUGGGAGCUUGUUUCUCUAAAGUGUUUAACGGCUGUCCUCUAAAGAUUCACUGUGCCUGUUCCUGGAUCAACCCAAACACCAGGGAUCAGUAUCUGAUUUUUGGUGCAGAGGAAGGAAUUUAUACACUCAAUCUGAAUGAAAUCCAUGAGAGCACAAUGGAACAGCUGGUUUCACGGAGGUGCACGUGGGUGUAUGUAAUGAACAACUGGCUGCUUUCAAUAUCAGGAAAAGCUUCUCAGCUGUACUCUUACAACCUGACGGGGCUCUUUGAGCAAGCUCGACAAAUGCAGAAGUUACCUGUUGCAAUACCAACACACAAACUCCCAGACAAAAUCAUCCCACGGAAGUUUACUGUGUCCAAUAAAAUACCAGACACGAGGGGUUGUCAGAAAUGUUGUGUAGUGCGGAACCCGUACACCGGUCAUAAGUACUUAUGUGGAGCUUUCCAGUCCAGCGUAAUGCUGUUUGAAUGGGUGGAAGCCAUGCAGCGCUUCAUGCUGAUAAAGAGCAUAGAGCUUACCCUGCCAUGUCCAUUAGAAGUCUUUGAGAUGUUGGUGGUACCUGAACAGCAUUAUCCACUGGUUUGUGUAGCGGUCAGUAAAGGAAGCCAUCCUGAUCAGGUGGUCACGUUUGGGACUGUUGAUGCCAAUGCUGCCAACCCUGCAUUCACAGAGCCCGAAACACCUCAAACGUGUGUCAUUCAUGUGACUCAGCUGGAGAGAGAUACUGUCCUAGUGUGUUUAGAUCGGUGUAUAAAGUUGGUGAAUUUACAGGGCAGGUUAAAAUCCAACAGAAAGCUGUCAACUGAACUCACCUUUAACUUCCAGAUUGAGGCAAUAGUGUGUCUGCAGGACAGUGUUUUGGCGUUCUGGAAGCAUGGAAUGCAGGGAAGAAGCUUUAAAAACAGUGAGAUUACUCAGGAGAUUUCCGAUAACUCGCGAAUCUACAGGCUGCUGGGUGCGGACAGAGUGGUGGUGUUAGAAAGCAAACCGACGGAAGACCCUACAGCUCAAAGUAAUCUGUACAUCCUCGCGGGCCACGAGAACAGCUACUGACAACACACUGCCUUAACACAUACCACAUAAUGCACGCUUCAAAGUACAUGCUCCUGAGACUUAUACACCUCAUUUUCAUUUAUAAAGCUACUGAACAAAACACUACAGGAUUAAAAACAAUCUCAAAGAUUUAAACACUACAUAGAUAUUUUAAUACCAAAAUCUUUGGUUUGGUAUGAUACCAGCCCCUGGUACCUCAGUACAGGCAGAUGUAGUUAAACCGUUUAAUGUGCGUAAUAGAUUCGCAUAGCAUGUAACGGUAAUUCAAAUAAUUGAAAUUAAUUUCCAGUUAAUACGUUAUCUUUUGGUAUCGUACUGGUUUUGGCAGUAUUUUUUUUUUUUGUACUGCCAAACUGUGUGAAUACUAAAACUAAACUCUUCAGAGACACCUUGAUACACAACCAUCAGUUUUGCUUUGUAACAGUCUAGUACAACAGUUGUCUAAACGGGGACACAAAUAACAUGGCUUUUAUAUCUGGCAUGAUUUGCAGGUGUUGUACCAUCUUGUACCAAGCUUUGUAGCUUACUGCAUUGACGCAGGCCUGUAAACAGCUCCUCUCUGUGUCUUACUAAUACAGUUCACACACAACGUGUUCUUGCACUUAAAAAUAGAAGAACACAAGAAUGUGUUUACAUAGAAAAACAAAAAAAAGCAGUGGAAUGGAAAGCAAAAACAUGCUCUGUGUGAACCAACCGUAAGUCUAACCAAGUUGUAAUUUCUUUCUCUAUUUUUCCUCUUUAGGCGUCUCCUUUUAUCAUAAGGUGUGAAAAGCUUGUUUAAAAAGUACAUUGUCAUUUGUAGAGAUUCAUGAAGCACUUUCAAAGUCACUUUCAAACAAAGCUAUUUUCUAGUGGUCAGGACAGCAAAUUAAUGUGACAAAUUAAUAUAACCCAAUGCAAAACCUUUCACCCUAAUGAGAAAUCAUAUUAAAAUGACCAGAUUUUGCCCACGAAAAUUUGCUAAACACAUGUAAAUGUAACUGCAUUUUAAGGCAAUUGACCCUUCGCAGGGAGUUUGAUUGACAGGCGAUCUGAACAAUCAUAACGAUGAAUCUGCUGAAUUUUUGUCCAACAAACAAACCAGACAAGAGAGUAGAUUAACAGUGGACUUGAACUUGGAAAAAAUGUGUGUACUGAUGUCUUUCCGCAGUUAAAACAAGAUACCUUCUUAUUAGAGCUGGGCGAUGUAGCAAAAAAUAGUUGGAUUUUGAGUCAUUCGCGCGUGAAGUUCACUUCACAACAGACAUGAUUUGCAGAAAAGAUGCAUGAACUACAACUACGUCUUGUACAAACUUGUCUUAUACAUAUUAUAUGUUAAGAAAUAAUAUGAGGAAAAUGCUUUUAAAAAAAUCUCUAAAGUUAAGGUAAUUCAAAUGCAAAAUGACUAAAGGUAUAACACCAGUAAACUAUUAACUAUAAAUGUUCUGUAAAAACAAUUAAUAGCAGGUUUCAGCCUGUCACCAUGAUGCAAACAUGAAAUAUCGGACAUACAGUAGCAGUUCUUCAUUCGAUUGCGCUGCUUUUCCAUAGCUUUUUUCUACGUAAACAUGGACAUGUUUAACUGUUACACUCGCGUCUCUAGCAGCGACGUGUGAAUGAAACAGCAUUCUAAAAACUGAGCAGUGCUCAAUUUAAAAGUAGUUCAUUCUCAUCUUCUUGCAUGUUUUUUCUGCUCCACUGACCGUGUCGCAUCUUUGUCAACACAAAAGCACGUUCUGUGUAACUGUGUAACGCGUCACACGUGAACGGUUAAUCACGUGUGCCGAUAUGCGGUUUUAUCUUUAUUGGCAUAUUGUCAGAGUGUCUAAUUCUAAUGCGUGGUGAUAUUUCUAUUCAAAAUCGCGAUUCCUCGAAUCUGAGACUGAUCUGAAUCUGAAAAGCUGAGACUUUGUUUUAUACCUAAAGUAACCUGUUCUGUUUUGUCUGUCGACACGUUGUCAGUUUUCUCUUUGUUCAGCAAUGUACACUGUGUGAGAACAUGAUGUGUGCCGUGAGAGCGGCAUGGCUUGUCGGACAUAGCAACAGUAACGAAGGGAGGCGGGUCUUUGCGAAGGGUCAAUUCAGUAAGGUUUAUAACUGUUAGAUCCACAUGUCCUUAUUAACAGCACAAUAACAAACAAUGGAACCUCAGUUGCAUAAAUUAUGAAUGUUAAUAAUGUUAUUCACACAGAAUGCAUGUAAAAAAUGUGAGACACAGGGCAGUGGAAUAAAAAAACGACACAUUUUUAAAAAAGUUACACCACAUUUUUUGAAAACGCAAUGUCAUUCACAAGAUUCUACCAGAGGAGCAAGAGUAAAGGUCAAGUCUAGCACGUUUACAUACAAAAUAAUAAAAAAGCAGGGCAGAGAAAUACAGAAACGUUCUCUGUGAACAGAAAAAAAAACCCGCAGUACGUUUUAGUGGCUAAAUAUAAGAUAAUAAGUGUCAUUUUGUUUGACUGUUUAAAUGUACACUAGGGGCGCCAUUCUAUGUCAUUAUUCUGCCGCUCGUUUUACUUAAACUGAGGUAAAGUCCUGAAGAAUUUUUUUGUUACCACAUCCAGUAGAUUAAGCAUUGAAUGAUGAAAUUAAUAAUAGCCAAUAUAAAUAUUUUCAUCAAAGUGUGUCAUUCAUGGAGUAGUGAUAUCCUUAAUUCUUCAUUUCCAUUAUUAAAAGUAAAAGUACUGUGGCUUUAUCAUACUAUCCACCUUUUCUUCAAUGUGGAGGUAAGCUUAUGGGUGAAACUGUUUGCAAACAAACCAGUGUGUUCAUAAUUAAGGUAAUACAUUUAAAUAAUAUGAUAAGACACUGAUUUAUAAUGUCAAGCAACAAAACGGCUAUUGAUGAGACCGGAAGCCUGGUCCAUAAAAUUUACAAAUGAAGAAAAAGAUGGAUAGUAGUCAGAUAGCAGUACCAUAUAUAUAUCAUGGUUUUGAAUACCAUGAUAUUUACAUGGUACUCAAGGUGCUUCAAACAAUGUCAUGGUAUUACUGUAGUACAAUAUCCAAGAAGCCAUGAUAGUACCGCAAUAUGAUUGUUUGUUCUGCCUGUUACUGUAACAAUAUCAUGCACGUCAUCAUGAGCCACUUAAUGGGAAUGGAGUGAUUUUUAGAGUUUUUGUAUUUCAUUAUUUAUGCAGAAGGGCCAAGUGUCAUGUUUUAGUUCAUUACCAAGCACUGUUAUUGAAGGUUUGCACAAUACGUUUGCUCACAUGUGCUUUUCUCUGCGUGCUGUGUGUGUGUUAAUGGGUGAGUGCGCACUUGCUGGCUAUGAUGUCAAUAGUAAGAGUAUAACAGAUAAAGAAUUACUAUUUAUCAGGCUUAUGGAAAAGUGAACAGAGAUAACAAUGUGUAAUGAAUGCAGUAUGUGUACAUACAAAAUGGGAAGUCCGAAAAAGAGCUCUUUUUUUAGAAUGUAGCGGUCUGUGAAGCUUUCUAGCAUUUUCAUCAGUUUGUACGCUAUCAUAUCUAAUUCCUAAUUGUUCCUUUUUUGUGUCAAAAUAGCAAAUUCAUGUUUCGUUUAGCUGAAUGCGCAAAUUUAGCAUGUCGUGUCUACCUCUAACAUGCAUUUAAAAACUUUACAUAAAAUCACUCGCCAUUUAAACCCAAAUA
Molecule: messenger RNA, 6427 nt
Organism: Labeo rohita (rohu)
Lineage: Eukaryota; Metazoa; Chordata; Actinopteri; Cypriniformes; Cyprinidae
Gene: map4k3b
Product: mitogen-activated protein kinase kinase kinase kinase 3b
Exons: 33
Coding region: 144-2837 (897 amino acids)
Biological process (GO): protein phosphorylation
Molecular function (GO): ATP binding; MAP kinase kinase kinase kinase activity
Source: RefSeq, a predicted model, not a curated record